UCUGUGCACAACAGAAAAGGUACACCAGACUCAGACAUGGAAGCAUCUUGUAAAUCAGAGACAUCCAGAAAGACAACACCUACUUUGGAACUGUUUGGUGCUACACAGCUUCCAGAGAGCACCAACUGCCUGGCGUGCUCAGAAGACGGCAGGUACCUCAGUCUGGGUCACUCCCAGGGCUUUGCUGUGUGGUGUGCAUCCUCUCUGAUCUGCGUUGCAGAGUGGCUGCAGGACCGAGUAGAAAUUGCAUCGAUUCAAAUGACGAGGAUGGCUGAGACGGCCUAUCUGCUUGGCACUGUUGAUGAUAUGGGUGUUGCCAGAGUCUUUGCAUAUCACUGUGAAGGCAUUCACCUCCUCAGUGUUAUUAACACCAUGGAAAAUGUCAACAAAAGGAGCAUUUGCUUGACAUUUGAAGUAUCUGACGGGGGAGAUUAUGGAGCUGCAUCAAUCAGCUGCAACGGUUCCCUCCGGCUCGAGGUUUAUCACUUCCCCUCAGAAGCAUGGCUGAAAGAGUUAGAAAAGGCACAAUCACAAAAACAGGACCCAAACUCAUCUGGAGAUGUGGAUGUGAAAUGGUCUCCAGUUGCAGUGGUGAUUAAAAUGAAGCCACCCAAAAUUCCAGCAGGAAUGGAAUUGGAUGGUCCACUUGAAGUCUUGCAGAUGACUGACUUUUUGACACACUGUUUGGCUCUGGACGUAAACACCGGCAGUCAUCAGCGGUAGGAACACGCUUUCAAUACCGAUGCAGGAAAAACAAAGGAAACAAAUGCCAGCCAAAGGCGAUGCACCCACCACUUUCUUCUGCCUUGUGGUCAGUUUCCUGGUGGCAGCACAGCAAAGUAUCAGCCAGCAGGAUUACCUGUUGCUGUCUGUGUGUGGUGGAGUGGCAGCCAUAGUCUUCUUCAGUAUCUGCUGCAAAAAGGAUCAACAAACAAACCAGAUGUGGAACCUACGCCAGAUGUGUUGUGGCCAAAUGCAAAAGAGAUCCUCUGCUCUGCUGUCAGUAGAUGCACCUGUUACAUAGCCCUUGGGCUCGCUGAUGGUUUGGUGUGUGUCUGGGACAGGCGAUCUGGGUCUCCGUUGUCUGUUGUCUUAGCAUCAGCAGCAGACAGUGCCUUGUCCAGGAUACAGUUUGUGGAUUACUGGCCUGUGUCUGCUGAUGAUUCUUUUACCGGAGCAACAGUCCAUCUUUUGGUGUUGUUUAAAAGUGGAGCAAUCCAUGCAGUCACCACAGGACGAGGGACACGUUCCUGCACAGUGCAGCUCACUGAACGGCCAAAACACAGCGGGGACCUACCAACGCUCACUGCAUCGGUGCCGUUUCUGCAGGGCUCGUCGCUUGUGGUACAAAGAAAUGGAAAAAUGUUCCUCCAAGAUGCUAUCAACAAAUCCACUGUGUGCUUCUUGAUUCCUCCCACAUCUCAUCUGAUUGCUACUCCCUGCAAUCCUGUUUAUGCUUUGAACAGCAAACAGCAAACUCUCUUCAUAAAAGGUGACCAGGACCCCAGCUGCAGUGCGUCUUCUAUAGGAGGAAGCCAGGGUCAGCUUCUCAUCUUCCGUUUUGGAGAGUCUGAUGUCAUUAAGCAGCAUAUUGUCUCACUUCCAGACUCUUCACAGCAACAAGAAACACUGAGCUGGGCCACUCUAGAAGAAACCUGCAAUCUCUACCUCCAGCAAAGGGCGCGGUCUGUGGAUGAAAGGAACAAAGCUGUCACGCAGACCUGGGAGCAGCUACAGAAAACUGCAACGAUGCUCCAACCGAGACACAGCAGAGCUGCAGCCACCUGA
Messenger RNA from Chelmon rostratus (copperband butterflyfish), 1788 nucleotides. It is a transcript of the gene wdr93, whose product is annotated as WD repeat domain 93. Gene Ontology annotation, biological process: electron transport chain. The annotation marks the transcript as partial. Lineage: Eukaryota; Metazoa; Chordata; Actinopteri; Chaetodontiformes; Chaetodontidae. Gene Ontology annotation, molecular function: protein binding. The transcript has 15 exons. The record is from RefSeq and is a predicted model, not a curated record.